This is a messenger RNA of Orbilia oligospora ATCC 24927, 744 nucleotides long. RefSeq lists its product as uncharacterized. The transcript has 3 exons. Gene Ontology annotation, molecular function: sedoheptulose-bisphosphatase activity. NCBI's taxonomy places the organism in Eukaryota, Fungi, Ascomycota, Orbiliomycetes, Orbiliales, Orbiliaceae. The record is from RefSeq and is a predicted model, not a curated record. Gene Ontology annotation, biological process: ribose phosphate biosynthetic process. Bases 1 to 744 code for a protein of 247 amino acids.
AUGGCUAGUUCUGAUGAAGCAAAAAUUAAAAGGAUCAGGGAUCCGAGGUUGUAUAUUGUUCGACAUGGAGAGACUGAAUGGUCUCUCUCAGGCCGACAUACCUCGGUCACGGACCUGCCGCUUACAGAGCAUGGUGUCUCUAGAAUCACCUUGACGGGCGAAGAACUCAUCGGGGUUGACAGUCUAAUCGAUCCCACCCGCAUCGGCAAAAUCUACGUCUCCCCACGCACCCGCGCCCAACAAACCCUCAAACUCCUCAACCUCCCAUCAGACAUCCCCAUAGAAACAACCGAAGACCUAGCCGAAUUCAACUACGGCACCUACGAAGGGCUCACCUCCAAGGAAAUAAAAGCCAAAUGUGGGAAUGAAGACUGGGAAAUCUACGUGCACGGCGGCGGAGCUCCAACCGGAGAGACGCCACAACAGGUUUCGGACCGUGUUGAUAGAAUUAUCAAGAAGAUAAGAGAGGAGAAUCAUAAGGCGGUGUAUGAUGCUCAUGAAAAAUGUAUUUCUACGGGACAAGAUCAUCAUCUUGAUGAUCCGGAGUUAAAGACGCCGGAUGUAUUGUUUGUGGCUCAUGGGCAUUUGUUGAGAGCUUUGGCGGCUAGAUGGUUGGGCUUGGAGAUUGCCAAUGGGAGGAAUUUACAGCUGGACGCUGGUGGAGUUGGACUUUUGAGUUAUGAGCAUCAUGCUUAUCAGGAGCCGGUCAUUGCGAAGUGGAAUUGGGUGCCUUUAGGGAGGUAA